Molecule: messenger RNA, 5847 nt
Organism: Mucor velutinosus
Lineage: Eukaryota; Fungi; Mucoromycota; Mucoromycetes; Mucorales; Mucoraceae
Exons: 10
Coding region: 1-5847 (1948 amino acids)
Biological process (GO): Golgi to endosome transport
Cellular component (GO): trans-Golgi network; endosome
Source: RefSeq, a predicted model, not a curated record
AUGAGUGAUAAUGACAACUUGCUCUCCAUCUCUCAGAAACUACUAAAAAAGAUAUCCAAUCGAGCAUUAAGUGACACUAAUUCAGAUACAAGCGACACCAUGGAUAGUUCUCCUGAAGUACCAAGUCCUCAACUGACUGAACAAGCAUUUCAAAACGACUCGAGAUUCAGAAAAUAUGUGCAACUAGUGGAAAAGAAUUUGCAAUCGUUUGAUGCAGUGAAUGAAUGGGCAGACAUCAUCUCUUUUCUCGGCAGAUUACUCAAGUCAUUUCAAGCAUAUCCUCAAUUUCCAAUUAUACCUCGCAAGCAGUUGGUUGCCAAGAGAUUAGCGCAAUGUUUAAAUCCAGGUUUUCCCGCUGGUGUUCAUCAAAAGACAUUAGAAGUGUAUGCUUUUAUAUUAAAGACCAUUGGGUCGGAUCAGCUGGCAGAAGAUUUAGCAUUGUGGUCGACAGGUUUAUUCCCGUUUGUUCAGUAUGCCGCUACACAUGUCAAGCCUCAAUUGCUGACGAUUUUCGAGAGAUACUACAUUCCAUUAAAGGGCAAAUUACGACCUGCCAUGCGAGGAUUCAUCAUUGCAUUGUUACCAGCAUUGGAGGAAGAAGGAAGCGAGUACUUUGAUAAAGUGGUAUUGUUGAUCGAGAGUGUAUCAGAGACGGUAGAGCUACCCUUCUUCUACUCGUGUAUGUGGUUGGUGAUGAUUGGCAGUCCAAGUCUUCGUCCACCAGCGUUGAAUUACUUGCUUCGAAAAUUGCCCAAAAUUACAGACAGAGAAGCGGUUGCUCUUGUAUUGGGUGGCAAAGAGAAUGUCAGUUUGAUGGUGAGAGCCUUUGCCUCAACGCUGGAUGAUCAACGACUACUGGUGCAACGUGGCAUAUUGGAAUUAUUAGUGCAAAAUUUCAUGCUCAAGAGUCGCAUGAUUCCUCACGACGAUUUAGUGAUUUUAAUGCGAGCUGCUUUGGGGAUUGUGCUGCGAAAAGACAUGUCGCUGAACAGACGUUUGUAUGCAUGGCUGUUGGGAGCAGAAGGAACAACCCAGGCACAAGUCUUGUAUUUCAACACCUUUGCAGAGAAACCAGCUACACAAGCAGUGAGAGGCAUGCUACAGGCACAACAGCAUCAACAUUCAGACACAUCAUCAACAGACGUGGAGCAGCAACGACCUUACAAAAUCUUGAUUUCAUUGAUGGAUAAAUGGGAGUUGGGACAACCUAUUGUCAACAAUGUGUUUGUGGAUUCGCUGAUCAGUCUCAAAUCCAACAUGAAAUCUAAAAAGCAGCACGAUGAAGUGAUCAAAACGGCCAACAUGUGGAUGGACAUGGUGGAGCCGUACCUGAUUUGCAUGAAACUGUUCGAAUUGAUAGACACUUGCUUUUCAGGCACAACGCCCAAAAAGGGAGCCAAAUUCAGCGAUCACUUGGAAACCCUGCGAUUGAUACAAUUCACACUAGAGUCAUUCCACUUUGCAGACGACGAAAUCAGACAAAUCCACUUUUCAUUGAUCGUUGCCGCAUUGUGUAAAAAACUGAACGAUGCCCUGAAACGCCCAAAUUUCAUUGAACUUUUGCCUCAAGUCAGUCAGUGCAUCACACUGAUUCUUACCCUCUUGGAUCGCUUACCUGAAUCUGUGCUUUCGAACCGAGCCGCACCUGCAAUCAAAGAUGACAACAGCAAGGAAGGUCGUAAGCAGUUUACAUCAGAUAUGAGCAUUUUAGACUAUGUGCGCGAGUUUUACGGCAUAGGAGUAGGAGGGCCAUCAUCUCAGCAAUCGCCAAAACAACUGUUAGAAACAGACAACGACGGAGACCAACUCAAUAGCAGCAACAAUGAAGAAGCAGGCGAUUUAUCGUCUUCUGCCAACAUGUCGAAAUCUCAGCCCCAGCAUCAACCGUUCCAGUCUCGUCCUGAAUACGACCCCUUACGUGGACAAUUGCUCGUUAAAGAGAUCUCCAACCACCUUGCCAGCUUUUUGAUCGACCUCGUCAACGAUUACAUCAUUGCCAACAAUCUGCUGAGUGGCGUCGAUGUCGGUGUAGAGGGAAAACGACUCAAGCAUAUUGAACACCAUUUGGAGCAUGUAUUUCUAGCUGCCUGCACUGCUCUCACUUUGAUUGCCAAAUAUGCUGACAACGACACAGAAUUGAAACGAUCAGAGGCACUCACUGCUGUCCUGCUGAAAUGCUGUCAGCAAGUGCAAGUGUUUGGCAUUGUAGAUGCAGGCUUAUCUACACUGACAUUGCUUGUCAAACACAAGCGAUUCAUCAACCCAUCAGUCCUUCAGCACGCCUCACAGAUCAAAGCCAUUGUAGACAGAUUAUGGGGGUUUUUAUCGCCAUCACUGCAGCUACUUCACAUGCGCACAGUAGAGCUGUUAUGGCAGCUGAUUGACACUUCUCUGCCGCAUCAGAUUGAAACCAUCAUUUCCAAUUACAUCAUCCACCCCGAAAAUGAUCAGGAGAGACUCAGCAGCUAUGAAAAGUUUGGCGUGGUGUGGGAGCUGUCUGACAGUAUGCCAGGCGCCAGUAUGACCUUCUCAAGGCCCAUGUUCCUGAUGCUGGAUUUACUGCGAGACGGUGCCUCGCCUUUGGACCGAAGGGCGGGCGAUUUGUGGAUUCGAUGCCAUCUAAAAAGCUAUGUGCGACUCUUGGAGCCAUUUCUGUUGGCCAUGCUGGAUCAGCACAUUUUGCGUCGAUCCACAGAGCUUAGUGUAGAAUGGAGAGAACAGCGAUUCAAGAACAAGACAGAGCAAAAGACCACACGCAUUUCGUAUUUCGUCUAUUUAAAGGCGUUUGAUACAGAUGUCGUUGAUUACAUGUUUGCUACGCUCAUCACACUCAUUACAUUCGGUGGUCUCAAUGUGCUGAAAACAUGCAAGAAUCACACAAUUGAUCAUGAAGGGAAGAUUGCAAAAAUGGCACAAGCAGCAUUGGACUACGACACCAGCAAACCCUUGACGUAUUUGGAUCUGUUAGUAUUGAUUGCAAUCAGAUAUGUAGACACCGAGCCGAGAGACACCAUCGUUCAUUCACUUGGCAAGCCUGUUUGCAGCAUCCAACUCCACGCGGCUGAUUUACUGUACCUCAUCAUCUCCAAGCUUGAUUUUGUCAACAUGAAGCUAGUCCAGCAAGUGCAAAUGAUGGUGCUUCACAAACUACUGUUUUGCAUUACCCGAGAAAAUCUGGAUUUGCAGCAAAAACUGCUGCAUUUGCUACACGCUUGUUUAGCGAUUACAUGUGCAAGCACGACACAUAAGGACAAGUCGCCUAACGGUCAUCAAAAGAAGGGCUCAGUAGACAGCAUCAAUUCGGUUCAUAUCGUGCAGCAGCCCAACGAAGCCAUUGCACUGAUUCAGGCGUCCUCUGACUUGUAUGUCAAGUGCAUCACUGACGCCUUCUCCAAGGCCAGCAAUCGCAGCAUGCUCCAGCAUUGGAUGGAUUUUGUGUUGGCCACACUGCCUUACAUAAAGCAUGGUUUUCGUACCUUGGUUGUGCCUGUGCUGAUGUGCAUCUGCCAUCAAAUUAGCCUACGCUGCGAUACAAUUGAAAUUGCCAUCCAUGAAAAGCCCAACACAUCCUCGUGUACGUUGGUUGAAAAGGAGGUGAUGGUGCUCCUGAUAGGUCUUGAAAAGAUGCUUAUGUUCUGCUUGACGGAGCGUGUGCUGAAUGACGAGUGGUUUAUCAAUGCAAGCACAGACUUGCCUAUUCCCCACAUCCCUGACAGUUCCGCCUUGAUUGGUCUGGCUCAAGUCGUGCAUGCAGAGGAACUCCCCAAACUGAACGAGAAACCAAGAGAGACCAUGAUGUACCACUUGCCAGUUGUACUGCAAAUCUUGCUCAACGCAUGGCAUGCUUUCCGACGACCGCAAUGGGACGAACAGACCAUGCUCUCCAUGGGGGAUGCCAAAGUAGACGCCAUCCUGCACAGCUUUUCUAACGCAGCAGAUCAAGCAAAAGGCAGACUGGAGAUCAUCUUUGAAAAGCUGUUCAAGUACUCGACUGUGGAUUUUGUGGAGGGCUUGACCGAGAUAUUCUACAUGGAGAACCCCUCAGCACUCGAAUUUGAUCAGACACCCGAGCAGGAGGAGCAUUUUGAGACGAUCGCCUUGGAUAUCCUGUCCUACACGCCUUCCAGCACACCCCAGCAUGUGAUCUCUACACUGCUCGAGAGCAUUCGACAGAGAACGCCUGGCACGUACCAAAACAGACGAAGAAAGAUCUUGCGCCAGGGCAAAUUAACGGAUACUUCUAUAUUAAGGUUCGCCGAGAUUUACUGUGGUUACAUCAAGAAUCCCGAGUCCAUCGUCUUGUUAUGGCCCAUCAUCCACUCAUUCUCCAAAGACUAUCUCUCGCAGGCCAACACCUACAAGAUCUUUCUGCCCAGUUUGAUGCGGUUUUUGACAGUCGCUCUAGAGGAGCUGUCGAAAUCCAGUGGGUACGAGCAGGACAGACGCAUCCGCAAAGACGCACAAGAGCUAUAUCAGCGUUGCAUUGAUUACUGUAUUCUGAUAUCUGGCAAAUCAUUUGAUCAGAGCCUGUGGAUGCGUGGCAGAAGCACAAUAUACGAUGAUGGUGACGAUACAUCAUCAAUUCAUACUGUGGAAUCCAAUGAAACACAUUACAACCAAAUCACACAGCACAGCAAUCACAGCACUGCAUCGCAUACUACAGAUACCAUGACCCGCAAUGUCUCUACCAGCAUUGUAUCCGACAUGGAAAAGAAGGCUAGCUGGAAGCUGCGAGAAGAUAUUAUGAUCACCCAAGUCAAUCAGUAUCUGGCACAUCAAGUGAUACCUCGUCUACGCCAGCUCAUUGGAGACAACGACAAGAUCAACUCGCUGCUAAACAACAUGGUGUACUAUGUUGUGGGGCCCUCACUCAAGUCCAAGACCAAGAGUCCUGUGGUGCUGGAUCAGCUGUGCGAGAUGGCGCGUAUGCCAUUCACUUACAAGACGUGGCGAAAGGAGAUUUGGGAGGUCUUUAUCGACAAUCGUUUCUUUUACAUGAACAGUGCAACGUGCAAGAAAUGGCUGGGUAUCAUACAAACAGCAUUCAGCAUUGAAAAGGAGCGAAUGACAGAGCUCAUGGCUCGCAUCACAACCUCGCCUUCCAACACCUUCUUCUCAAGCAAGGAUCAAGAGACACUCAAUCGAUCACUCAAUCUAAGAAGGCUUUCGUUUGUCUUGUUUGCAGGUUCAAGAGACCAGUACGUGCCCCAACUACCCAUCAUUCAGGAAAAGAUUGUAGAACUGCUCAAGCUGGAUCACGGUGAAAUGGUGCACAUGGAGAUCUAUCUCUGUCUGCGUAUCAUCCUGCUGCGCUUCUCUCAAAAGCAUCUCAUGAACUUUUGGCCGCUGCUGAUCACAGAACUGAUGCGUCUGUUCAACUCGUUUGUAUAUAAUGAUUUCCAAGAUCGACCUGAGGAGGCACAGAUUGCACUGGCUGGAUGCAAGUUUUUGGAUCUGCUGUGUACGCUCGAACUGGAUGCUUUUCAAAUCUAUCAAUGGAUCUUUAUUCGCGACACGGUGGAAACUGUCAUCAAAACCAAAACGGAAGGACCUAUACCCAUCAUGGAAUCACUGAAUGAAAAGAUGACCAAAAUUACCACAGCAGAUGCCUUUGAUUUCAGCCUAUCCGAGUCCAGCAUGCAGCCAUCGUUGGGAUCUCUGAAGCGACCCAUGCUGACCAUGCACAGCAUAGCAUCGAUACGCCAAUUAUCCUUCUUUAUCGAGCAUGUUGGCUUAUACGUAUACCAGUCGUCAUUUACAUUAUCCAAACCUGAUUUACCCUUUAUAGAAAGCCUCUUACAAACAGACUUGUUGGAAGAAGACACUUUUGUUGCAACAGUGGAUUAA